Messenger RNA from Cylas formicarius (sweet potato weevil), 2589 nucleotides. RefSeq names its product matrix metalloproteinase-14 (gene Mmp-1). The transcript has 10 exons. The record is from RefSeq and is a predicted model, not a curated record. Gene Ontology annotation, cellular component: extracellular matrix. Gene Ontology annotation, molecular function: metalloendopeptidase activity; zinc ion binding. Bases 267 to 2045 code for a protein of 592 amino acids. Gene Ontology annotation, biological process: proteolysis; collagen catabolic process; extracellular matrix organization. NCBI's taxonomy places the organism in Eukaryota, Metazoa, Arthropoda, Insecta, Coleoptera, Brentidae.
CGCUCGCGCCAUAACAAAGGUCGUUUUCAUGUAUUCUCUCACUCCUGCUGACAGUACUGCGAACGACCGACCGUAAAAAGAAUCCUGCCGGAUCGGAAGUACUGCUGCAUGGUGCGCGAAAAUACCGACGAUCGCAACGCCACUCCCCCCCGUCCGUGAGUCAUAUCUUAUCGCAGGUUAAUCGUUUACCAGAGAUAAGCGGGCGAUAAGGGCAAUCGACGCACUCGAAAUUUGUUAGUUUUUUCGAAAAACCUUCGCGACUCAUCAUGCGUUGCUUCGUUCCGUUGUUUUUUGGCGUUUCCGUCGCGCUUUUCGUUUGUUUCGGGGUGACUGGGUCUGCGCCGAGCGACAGCAGUGCCUUGUAUCGAAUAGAAGGACACGUGGAGGAAGUUUUAGGAAAGUUAUAUCUGUCACAAUACGGUUACUUGGGACCGGUCAAAGGAAAUUCGGGUCAAUUGCUAGACGAAAACCAUUACCGGAAAGCGAUCGAAGAUUUCCAAAGUUUUGCCGGUUUGGAAGUGACAGGGGAACUAGAUGACGACACCAAAGAAGUUAUGUCACUCCCAAGAUGCGGGGUGAAAGAUAAAGUCGGCACCGGCGACAACCGUGCCAAACGGUACGCACUACAGGGAAGCAGGUGGAAAGUGAAAAAUCUGAGCUACAAAAUCGCCAAAUAUCCACCGAAACUAAAACGCAGGGACGUCGACGAUGAAAUCCAACGUGCCUUCAACGUGUGGUCGGAAUACACGGACCUCACCUUCACGCCCAAGUCCGGACAAGUUCAUAUCGAGAUUAAGUUUGAAAGCGGAGAACAUGGAGACGGAGAUCCCUUCGAUGGUCCUGGCGGUACCUUGGCUCAUGCGUAUUUCCCCGUAUUUGGUGGGGAUGCCCAUUUUGACGCGUCGGAAUCGUGGUCCAUAAACAGCUACAGAGGUACCAACUUAUUCCAAGUGGCCGCACACGAGUUCGGCCACUCGUUAGGCUUGAGUCACUCUGAUAUUAGACAAGCUCUCAUGGCGCCGUUUUAUAGGGGUUACGACCCCGUUUUCAGCUUGGACCAAGACGAUAUCGACGGUAUCCAAGCUUUAUACGGAAAGAAAACGAAAAAGAGCACACCGUCUUACGACCAGGAUGGUGAUACCGGUGAAAGUCAGAACGUUCCUAAGAAAACACCGCCUCCGUCGGUUGGAAGUACUACUGAUAGCAGUCUGUGUGAAGAUUCCAAGUUCGACACCAUAUUCAAUUCCGCGGAGGGCUACACCUACGUGUUCAAAGGUGAUAAAUACUGGAGACUCACCGAAGAGAGCAUAGCGCCAGGAUACCCGAAGAAAAUCUCAGAAGGGUGGCCCGGACUUACCGGCAAAAUCGACGCGGCUUUCACGUACAAAAACGGCAAGACCUACUUCUUCAAAGGAUCCAAGUACUGGAGGUACAAGGGAAGAAGUAUGGACGGCGUGUACCCUAAAGAAAUCUCCGAGGGAUUCACUGGGAUACCCAACGAUCUAGACGCGGCCAUGGUGUGGAGCGGCAACGGGAAGAUUUACUUCUACAAGGGCAGCAAAUUCUGGCGGUUCGAUCCGACUCAGAGGCCGGCCGUGAAAAAUACUUAUCCGAAAUUGAUCUCCAACUGGGAAGGUGUUCCCGAUAAUUUAGACGCCGCGUUUCAGUGGACCAACGGAUACACGUACUUUUACAAAGGAGACGCUUAUUAUAGGUUUAAUGAUAGGGCGUUUGCUGUGGACGCAGUAACACCAGCGUUCCCGAGAUCCACGGCGUACUGGUGGUUCGGGUGCAAAGACGCACCCGCGGGAACAAUAGGAACGAGUGAGUCGCGGGGAUGGUUACUGGGCGACGGAGAGAGCGGUACGCCCUCUAUGGACGACUCUAAUAACUAUGACAUGGACGCAGGUGAACACCACGACUACAGCUCCAGUGACCCGUUGGGAUACCAGGGAGGAAACUCGGCUGCUGCGUCCAGCUUAGCGUCCGUCAUUUUGACGGUCCUAGUGAUGUCAACUGCGAAACUGUUAGCUUAUAUAUUAUAGGGUCACCGGAACAAGUGAAACGAUUUCGUUUUAUAAACGAAUGGGUUUUAGGAAUUAGCAAGCCCUGACUGAGAGACACAAAAAACUAAUAAAUUACGUGUGAUUGUAGAUUUUAUUUCGGAGAUAUUGUUCGGUUGGUUUGGUCUCGCAUAAACGAACCUAUAGAUAAAAUCGCAACGGUGCUCCAUAAACUAAUCGAAUAAAAUUCAAGCAAUCUCCUCGUCGUAUGUGUUAGGAAACUUUUUUUUGCAAUUAGUCUUAGCUUUAAACAGUGUGAUCUUCAAGCCACGGUGCCGUUCAUCGAGAAGCGCCAUUUUGCAAACGAAAACGAUUUAAAAGAACCCUUAGUUAGUAGUGAAUCUUGAAAACACACAAAAAUAAAACGUAUUUAUUUUGUAAUUGUUGUCUAGUUUUAAAGUUGAUAUUGAGAUAACGAACAAUUGGCAUAAAUCAAUAUUUUUAAAGAUAUUUUCAAUUUUUCGCAUGAGCAACUACAUCGUAUUUUGUACAGUAAAAUAGGCGAAUUGAAUAAAAAUUAUUUUGU